AUGUUCAGUCUGAUGGCCAAUUGCUGCAACUGGUUCAAGCGGUGGCGGGAGCCCGUCAGAAAGGUGACUCUUGUGAUGUUGGGACUUGAUAAUGCUGGUAAAACGGCGACAGCGAAGGGAAUCCAAGGAGAGUAUCCUGAAGAUGUAGCUCCUACUGUUGGAUUUUCCAAAAUUGACCUUAGACAAGGAAAGUUUGAAGUCACCAUCUUCGACUUGGGAGGUGGAAAAAGAAUUCGAGGAAUCUGGAAGAAUUACUAUGCUGAGUCCUAUGGGGUAAUAUUUGUUGUGGAUUCAAGUGAUGAAGAAAGAAUGGAGGAAACAAAAGAGACAAUGUCAGAAGUGCUGAGACACCCUCGGAUAUCCGGAAAGCCUGUAUUGGUGUUGGCAAAUAAACAGGAUAAAGAAGGGGCUCUAGGAGAAGCUGAUGUGAUUGAGUGUCUUUCUCUGGAAAAGCUGGUCAACGAGCACAAGUGCUUGUGUCAGAUAGAACCUUGUUCAGCAGUCUUGGGAUAUGGAAAGAAAAUUGACAAGUCCAUUAAAAAGGGCCUUUAUUGGCUGCUACAUAUUAUUGCAAGGGACUUUGAUGCCUUAAAUGAACGCAUCCAAAAAGAUACAACCGAACAACGUGCUCUUGAGGAGCAAGAGAAGCGAGAAAGGGCUGAACGCGUACGGAAAUUACGAGAAGAAAGAGAACAAAGAGAACAAGAACGGGCUGAACUCCAUGGAACCAGUGGGAUGGCUGAGUUGGACCCAGAACCAGUCAUUGUUAAUCCUUUCCAGCCAAUAGCAUCGGUAAUCAUUGAGAAUGAAAAAAAACUUGAAAGAGAGAAAAAGAGGCAAAAUACAGAAGACAGUGAUGGCUGCCCCCUGAAGCAUAAAAUGGAGCAUGAGCAAAUAGAGACACAGAGCCAGAUCAGUGACAGUAGCCAAAAAAACAGUGAGUUUGGAGUAGUAGAAAAUUAUAAGGAGGCGUUAACACAGCAGUUGGAAAAUGAAGAUGAGACAGACUGGAGAUCAUCAGAAUCAGAUAGCAGUAAAAAGAAAACUAAGAAACUGAGGAUGAAAAGGAGCCACCGUGUGGAACCUGUUAAUACAGACGAUUCUGCUCCUAAGAGUCCAACACCACCCCCGCCUCCUCCUCCUGUUGGCUGGGGAACCCCCAAAGUCACUAGACUUCCAAAACUUGAGCCUCUUGGUGAAACACGUCAUAAUGAUUUCUAUGGAAAGCCACUGCCUCCCGUGGCUGUGCGACAGAGACCUAACAGUGAUGCUCACGAUGUCAUCUCAUAA
This is a messenger RNA of Rangifer tarandus platyrhynchus (Svalbard reindeer), 1290 nucleotides long. The record is from the annotation of a GenBank genome assembly. NCBI's taxonomy places the organism in Eukaryota, Metazoa, Chordata, Mammalia, Artiodactyla, Cervidae.